UAAUUAACCCUGUUAUCGAUAACACCGUAAUAUUACGGAUACGGAUCUCAGAUCGGCAUCCCUAAUCUCAUCUCAUCCCUAGUUCCUAAGAUUUGUAAAAAAAUUAGUCAGGAUAGCCGGCCUUUUGGAAUAAUAAAAGUACCAUGUUUUCAAACAAGGUUGUGAUUGUUACUGGCGCCAGUUCAGGGAUUGGAGCAGAAACGGCGGAGCAAUUUUCUAAGUUGGAAGCACUGAUGGUGUUGACUGGCAGAAACAAAGAGAACUUAACAAAUGUUGCUAAAAGAUGUGAAGAAAUAUCUCCUAAGAAAUUAACACCAUUAGUUGUAAUAGCUGAUAUGAAUAAGGAGAGUGAUGUUGAUAAUAUUAUAAAAUUGACUCUUGAAAAAUAUAAUAAACUUGAUGUUCUUGUUAAUAAUGCCGGAGUAUUAGAGUCUGGUACCAUUGAAACUACUACAUUGGCACAGUAUGACAGGGUCAUGAAUACUAAUGUUAGAGGUCCUUACUAUUUAACAAUGUUGGCAACCCCUCACCUAAUUUCUACUAAAGGCAACAUUGUGAAUGUUUCCAGUGUGACUGGUCUGCGAUCAUUCCCAAAUGUUCUUGCGUAUUGCAUGUCUAAAUCAGCUUUAGAUCAAUUCACAAGAUGUGUUGCUCUGGAAUUAGGAGCUAAAGGUGUUCGUGUUAAUGCAGUCAAUCCUGGGGUCAUAACCACAGGGCUGCACAUGAAAGGGGAAGGCAGUAUGAAUGAACAAGAAUAUGAAACCUUUUUAAAGAAAUGUGCAGAAACUCAUGCUUUGAGACGACCUGGUGAUGCCAGAGAGGUAGCAAAUGUUAUUACAUUUUUAUCUAGUGAUGCAGCCAGCAAUAUUACUGGGGCAACAAUACCAGUCGAUGGAGGCCGUCAUGCCAUGUGUCCACGAUAAACUUUCUGAACAAUCUAAAAUAGCAUUUAUUAUGCUGCGAUUAAGUAUGAAGAUUGAAAACAAUUUCUUUUGCUUCAACUAAGGAUAUAAAUUUGAUGUAUAUUACAUUACAAUUUGAGAUUGGGACCAUUAUUAUUGUUAGACAAAUUCCUAAUAUUUUUGUUAUUGUUGGGUUUAAAAAUUAAAAUUUUAUUUUUGAAAAAAAUA
This is a messenger RNA of Amyelois transitella, 1130 nucleotides long. RefSeq names its product L-xylulose reductase. NCBI's taxonomy places the organism in Eukaryota, Metazoa, Arthropoda, Insecta, Lepidoptera, Pyralidae. The transcript has 2 exons. The record is from RefSeq and is a predicted model, not a curated record. Gene Ontology annotation, molecular function: oxidoreductase activity. Bases 144 to 923 code for a protein of 259 amino acids.